GCCCCUCCUUCUCCUCCGAGCCAUCCCAGAAUGCACCGCGGCGCCUCAAGCCCCUCCUUCUCCUCCAUCCCACAAAGCACCGCGGCACUUCGCAUUCGGAUCUCGAGCUCCAAGUGUCAACCCCCAAGAUGGCACUUCACCGGCUGUACCACCUGUCCUCCCUGCUGCGCUCCGCCGUGAGCCUGACCCUGCGCAGGAACAUUGGCAUCUCCGCCGUCCUCUUCAACAAGAGCAAGGAGCUGGACCCCGUGCAGAAGCUGUUCCUGGACAAGAUCCGGGACUACGCCAACAAGAGCAAGACUUCUGGUGGCAUCGUGGAAGCUGGCCCGGCCUACCAGAAGACUGUGUCUGAAGAGGUGACCAAACUGCAGAGGCUAUAUGGAGGAGGAGACCUCAUCAAGUUCCCCGAGAUCAAAUUCACAGAGCCCAAGCUGGAGGAAGGUGCCAAGUGAACCCCUCUCCGUGUUGUAAAUCUCCUACAUGUCACCAACAAUAUGUAUAUUUAAUAAAAAGAGUGGAUUGAG
This is a messenger RNA of Notolabrus celidotus (New Zealand spotty), 524 nucleotides long. RefSeq names its product ATP synthase peripheral stalk subunit F6 (gene atp5pf). Gene Ontology annotation, biological process: proton motive force-driven ATP synthesis. The transcript has 4 exons. Gene Ontology annotation, molecular function: proton transmembrane transporter activity. NCBI's taxonomy places the organism in Eukaryota, Metazoa, Chordata, Actinopteri, Labriformes, Labridae. The record is from RefSeq and is a predicted model, not a curated record. Bases 129 to 452 code for a protein of 107 amino acids.